AUGUAUUCGUGCUCUCUUUUGCGGCUGUGCAGCGCAUCACUGACCAACUCAGUCGCUACCCACAGCCCUGGCAGUCGGUACACACACAAGCCCAUAGAGGCAGCGCGGCAGCAGUUGAAGCAUCGCCAACGAGAGCGCACCCUUCAGCGGCGUCGCAACAUUGCAAACAAGGAGGCCGAGGUUCAGCGUUCUGUGAAGGAGGUCACGAGUAGCCGCGACUUGAUUCUAGUGCAGUUAGCCGAUCAGAUCUUCUCCAAAGGCCACCGUCAUGUGGCGAGCGCCACGAACGUCGGCUUUGUCCCUGACGGCAACCCUGCCACACCGCUAGUCGCUCUCGCUGGUCGAGAACGGUGUGGCAAGACGUCAUUGCUGCGUGCACUCUUCCGCUCGCCGCGCGAGGUGGGUCGUUCCAAUCGACACCUACGCCGAGACGCCAUGAACUUCUUCAAUGUGGGCGGCGUUUUCAACGUUGUGGAUCUGCCGGGGUUCGGCGGGACAUCAGUGCCAUGGACAGCAGUGCUGCAGCACGCUGUCCUCUUGCGUAACUUCUCUCGGUGUCAGCCCAGUCUGAAGAUGCUCUACUACUGCAUGGACGUUCACUACAAGCACGGACUCUACAUUCAGGAUAUCGAUCUCCUGCGGUUCCUCGCACGCGAGGUGCCUAACUUUACGAUUGUCCUCACCAAGGCGGACCAGAUCAAUGACCGAGCGAUUCGGACGGCGCACAUGGACGAAAUACGCAAGGAGCUUCUCUACCACGACAUCCACCACCCGGUGCUGGUAACCAGUGCCUUCCACAUGGGCGGCAUCGACACGCUGCGGUAUGAUAUGGUGAUGAACUCUGUGCAUGCACUGCGGACGGAGCGACUCACGUUGACGGAGGCGCAGCGGCUGUCCGCUCGAUUGUUUUCCCAAAGAGAGCUGAGCACGAUUCGCCCACUUGCCAUCGCUCCAUCGCAGGUCGACGACGAAACGCGAGACUGGAAUGCAGAGCUUCAGCUAACAGAGCGCGGCGAGGAGGGCGUGGUGGAUAUGAGUAGUGUUGAUGCCGCAAUGGAUGCAGCUAAGGAUGCCGGCUCAGUGGUAGACGCGACAGAGGAGGAGCUUCGAUAUAGCGAAACAGAGUUCGCGGGCUUUGCAGCGACGGAGGACGGCGCAGGCUCUACCGCUGCGACGGCGGCUGCCAGUUCGAGCACCGAGGAGGUGUUGCUCGCCGAAAACGUGCCCCUGUCGGAGGAAGCAGCUCUUCGCGCAGGUGCUGCGCUGGACGCGUCGUCGUCCUCGACACACAUUCCUGUCGUGUUCAAGGAUCUCGUGAUGCAGAUGGCGUAUGAGCGGGUCGUCAAGACGCUACGCAAUCGUCCGCUUCUUCAAUACGUAGAUGCGACAAGCCCCUGGCGCAACCCGCUGCGAUGGCCGCGCCACGUCAUCCCUACAAAGCAUCCAAAGGCGAACAUCAUGCGCUGCCCAGAGGCACCUGAAAACCCCUAUCUUCUCCAGGCGCAGUACGUUGCCCCACGAGCCGAUAUGUACUUCCGCCGACCCAACAUUGGUGCUCGUAAGUCGUCACAGAAAGGCAAGUACGAGCCAGACAAGCCGCUCGCGUUUAUUCUGAAGGCCUACACAAUUCCGUACUUCCCCGACAUUGUGGACACAGCCAUGCAACCAGCGCCGUGGGCUUUCCUCGGAAGUCGUGAGGCCUACUACGAGCGCAACGGCGGUCGCCAGUUGGGCGUGCGGCUUGCCAACUACGCCACUGCCGGAUCCAUGAAUCCCCUUUCCGACAACCCUGCUCCACAGAAGCUGGAACUGACGAAGGAGCUGCAGGCGCUGGAGGAGAAGCGAGACGGAGGCCCAAUUGCGAUGCUGCGCCCCCCCCCCCACCCCGCCGGAAGGGAAACUAGCGCUUUCCGGGGCUCCUUCGCACGUCUCCCGCUUCCCGGAGCCAAACACGUAACAUAA
Leishmania braziliensis MHOM/BR/75/M2904 is the source of this 1962-nucleotide messenger RNA. RefSeq lists its product as hypothetical. The transcript has a single exon. Gene Ontology annotation, molecular function: GTP binding. The record is from RefSeq and is a predicted model, not a curated record. Lineage: Eukaryota; Euglenozoa; Kinetoplastea; Trypanosomatida; Trypanosomatidae. The coding region runs from base 1 to 1962 and encodes 653 amino acids.